Messenger RNA from Arctia plantaginis, 444 nucleotides. The record is from the annotation of a GenBank genome assembly. NCBI's taxonomy places the organism in Eukaryota, Metazoa, Arthropoda, Insecta, Lepidoptera, Erebidae.
AUGGUGAUGGAAGAACGGAGUCGAGCGCUGGUGGAAAAGUUGAAGACCAUGGACGGCAAUGAAGUCAACUUGCUGCCAUACAUUAGUGACUGCACUCUUUGUACUAUCUGUGCGCAUUCUUUUGCUGAAAAUGUUAUUAUGGAGAGGAAGAAAACAUGGAAAGCUGGGGAGCAAACUGUCAUCGAUGAAAUAGGAAGAUUGGCCAUGUUGGAUUUGCUGUUGGAAGCUGAGAGCAAACAGGAAAUUGAUUUAGAAGGAAUACGGGAGGAAGUCAAUACAUUUAUGUUUGAGCGGUUCGCGAUGUUAGUGAUGAAGUGUGUCCUGAUUGGGAUCUGCCGCAACUUCAGGUUGUUCCCUCGCGUGAAAGGAGCCAAGUCUUUGCUGUUGGCGGACAUUUUGCUAAGAACUACAGAGCCUCUGUUCGUGAAGUUUGUUCAGCGUUAG